Molecule: messenger RNA, 8063 nt
Organism: Erinaceus europaeus (western European hedgehog)
Lineage: Eukaryota; Metazoa; Chordata; Mammalia; Eulipotyphla; Erinaceidae
Gene: CUL9
Product: cullin 9
Exons: 40
Coding region: 153-7907 (2584 amino acids)
Biological process (GO): ubiquitin-dependent protein catabolic process
Molecular function (GO): ubiquitin protein ligase binding; zinc ion binding
Source: RefSeq, a predicted model, not a curated record
AGAGCUGCCGAGGAGGCGGGGCCAGGACGGCGGGACCGGCCGCUGGGUCCCAGCGAGGGCCGACGCUGGGCGGUGAGAGCUGAGGAGAGCUCGUCGCCGAGGGCCCCUCACCCAGGCUCGGCGGGGCUGACGACGAGGGCCAGGAGCUCAGAAUGGUGAGGGAACGGCGUACUGGGGACUUCAUGGUGCCCUUGGGACCCCAGCUACAAGCAUAUCCCGAAGAACUCAUUCGACAGCGGCCUGGGCAUGAUGGGCAUCCUGAAUACCUGAUCCGCUGGAGUGUCCUGAAAUGCGGGGAAUCGAGCAGAGUGGAUGUGGAAGAGGGAAAGGCAGAGCACAUCCUCAUGUGGCUAUCAGCCCCUGAGGUCUACGCCAACUGCCCAAUGCUGCUAGGGGAGCGGACGCUGUCUAAGGGACCUCAGCUUGAAUCAGUGGGGAGUCCAGGCAGCUUUCCCCGAGAUCCCGGAGGCCUGGAUGACGUGGCAAUGGGAGAGCUGGAGGCUGAUGUGCGGGCACUGGUCCGCAGGGCUACUAGGCAACUGGCAGAAGGUGGGGCCUCCAGCCUCACGGCUGCUGUGCUCCACACUGUCCAUGUGCUCAGUGCCUAUGCUAGCAUUGGGCCCCUCACUGGGGUCUUCAGGGAGACAGGAGCCCUGGAUCUGCUUAUGCAUAUGUUGUGUAAUCCUGAGCCUCAGAUCCGUCGGAGUGCGGGCAAGAUGCUGCAGGCACUGGCAGCCCACAAUGCUGGGAGUCGGGCUCAUGUCCUUCUGUCACUGAGCCAGCAAGAUGGCAUCGAACAGCACAUGGAUUUUGACAGCUGCUAUACUUUGCUGGAGCUGUUUGCAGAGACCACGUCCUCUGAGGAACACUGCAUGGCCUUUGAGAGCAUUCAUCUGCCUCAGAUCCCAGGCAAGCUGCUGUUCUCACUGGUGAAACGCUACCUGUGCGUCACUUCCCUGCUGGAUCAGCUGAAUAGCAGUCCAGAGCCAGGGGCUGGAGACCAGGCCUCUGCAUCUUCCAGGGAGGAGCUGGGUUUGAAGAAAAGCCGGGGGCAGCGGGAGCUGGAAUUCAGUAUGGCUGUGGGCAACCUCAUCUCAGAGCUGGUGCGGAGCUUGGGCUGGGCCCGGAACCUCAGCGAACAGGGCACGUCGCCGCCACGGCCAGCCCGGUCCAUCUUUCAGCCCUGCAUGUCAAGCCCCAGCCUCUUACUCCCCACCUCCACCUUCACUGCCACCCCACGAAAGCCAGGGUGGGCCUUCCGCCCACGCUCUGAAUUCUCUAGCCGCAGUGGCUAUGGUGAGUACAUGCAGCAGACACUGCGGCCAGGGAUGCGAGUGCGGAUGCUGGAUGAUUAUGAAGAAAUCAGUGCCGGAGAUGAGGGCGAAUUCCGGCAGAGCAACAAUGGUGUGCCCCCAGUGCAGGUCUUCUGGCAGUCAACUGGUCGCACUUACUGGGUGCACUGGCAUAUGUUGGAGAUCUUGGGCCCUGAGGAAGCUGUUGAGGAUACGGCUCCAGCAGCUGUGAAGAAGGAGGAAGAGGCUGCUAUGUUGGGCACAGCAUUUCCCUCUUGGGACUGGAAGCCUGUGGAUGGACUCUACUCUUUGCCGUACCUCCAGCCAGAACCUCAGAAGAAUGAGGAAUUGGGAUACCUGACCCAGGCUGAGUGGUGGGAGCUGCUCUUCUUCAUCAAGAAAUUGGAUGCCUGUGAACAGCAGCCCAUUUUCCAGAGUCUGCGGGAGAAGCUGGAUGAGACCCUGAGUGAAAAGGCCCUUGGUGAAAUCUCCGUGCCCAUAGAGGUGGCGGAGGGACUGCUGCGAGUUCUAAGUUCUCGGUUUGAGGGCAGCACCCUCAGUGACCUGCUCAGCAGCCAGAUCUACACCAAAUACGGGCUGCCACGUGAUGAACUAAGCAGCUCAUCUUCUUCACACAGUCCCUCCUCUACACCAGAUCCAGAAGAGGAGUUCAGGUCAGAAGCCAGCUUCUCAGAGGAAGAGGCGGAAUCCCCCCAAGGAAAGGCUGAGCGCCCUGAGGCAGAGGCAGAACCUGCCAUAGUAAAAACUGAGCCCCCCAUGGCACAGAGUGAUUCCCAGCUCUUUAACCAGCUCCUGAAGACAGAGGGGAUGGCUCUGCCCCCUGAGAUGAAGGAGGCAGCUGAUGAAAUGGCCAGAGCAUUGCGGGGUCCUGGCCCACGCAGCUCCCUGCAUCAGCAUGUGGCGGCGAUCGUGGCCACCGUGCAGAUACCCAUCUUGGACUCAAACCUGCAGCUUUCAGGGCUCUAUGCCCUCUCUCAGGCUGUGGAGGAGGUCACUGAGCGGGACCACCCUCUGGUUCGUCCUGACAGAUCCCUGAGAGAGAAGCUAGUGAAGACACUAGUGGAGCUGCUGACCAACCAGGUGGGAGAGAAGAUGGUGGUGGUGCUGGCCCUGCGCCUCCUCUACCUGCUCAUGACCAAGCAUGAGUGGCGUCCACUCUUUGCCAGGGAAGGUGGCAUCUAUGCUGUCCUGGUCUGCAUGCAAGAAUAUAAGACUUCCGUUUUGGUACAGCAGGCGGGCCUGGCGGCACUGAAGAUGUUGGCCAUUGCCAGCUCCCCGGAAAUCCCCGCUUUUGUCACUGGCCGAGAUUCUGUCCACCCUUUGUUUGAUACUCAGAUGACUAGAGAGAUCUUCGCCAGCAUCGACUCAGCUACCCGCCCAGGCUCUGAGAGCCUGCUCCUCACCAUUCCUGCAGCUGUGAUCCUGAUGUUAAACACUGAAGGGUGCUCCUCUGCAGUGAGAAAUGGUCUACUUCUGCUCAAUCUACUUUUGUGCAACCACCACACUCUGGGAGACCAGAUUAUCACCCGAGAGCUGAGAGACACCUUGUUUAGGCACUCGGGGGUAGCGCCAGGGACAGAGCCUAUGCCCACCACACGCACCAUCCUCAUGAUGCUUCUCAAUCGCUACUCAGAGCCACCAAGCAGUCCUGAGCAUGCAGCUGUAGUAGAGACCCCUGGAGCUGAGGGCCAGGAUGGGUCCCUAGAGCUGCUGAUGCGCUCCCUGGUGGGGGACUCGUCUGCAGAGCUCCUCCUGGACUUGGAACGAAUGCUAUGUCAGGAGGACAGCUCGGGGAGCACUGUGGGGCCCCUCCUCAAGCGCCUCCAGCAGGAGACCCAGCCCUUCCUCCUGCUGCUGCGGACUCUAGAUGCUCCCGGCCCCAACAAAACUCUGCUGCUGACAGCACUGAGGGUCAUGACCCAGCUGCUGGAUCACCCUGAGGCAAUGGUCCUACCUUGGCACGAGGUUUUGGAGCCCUGCCUCAACUGCCUGAGUGGGCCCAACAGUGACUCUGAGAUCGUUCAGGUGCUGCUCUGCUUCCUGCAUCGCCUCGCUUCAGUGCAUAAGGACUACGCAGUGGUGCUCUGCUGCCUGGGAGCCAAAGAGACUCUCUCCAAAGUCCCAGACAAGCACUCUGAUCAGCUGCUGCUAGCCUGUGAACUUGAACAUCUGGUGACAGCAUGUGAGAAGCAUGCCCAGCUGUAUAGUAAACUCACCUCCAGCAUCCUGGCCGGCUGCAUUCAGAUGGUGCUGGGCCAGAUCGAAGACCACAGACGAACCCAACAACCCAUCAACAUCCCCUUCUUUGACGUGUUCCUCAGGCAUCUCUGCCAGGGCUCCAGUGUGGAAGUGAAAGAGGACAAGUGCUGGGAGAAGGUAGAGGUGUCUUCCAACCCACACCGGGCCAGCAAGCUGACAGAUCGCAACCCCAAGACCUAUUGGGAGUCCAAUGGCAGCACCGGCUCCCACUACAUCACCUUGCAUAUGCACCGUGGUGUUCUUGUUAGGCAGCUGACCUUGCUGGUGGCCAGUGAAGACUCCAGUUACAUGCCAGCCAGGGUGAUGGUGUUUGGGGGUGACAGUGCCAGCUGCAUCAGCACUGAGCUCAACACGGUGAAUGUUCUGCCCUCUGCCACCCGGGUGGUCCUCCUGGAGAAUCUGAACCGCUUCUGGCCCAUCAUCCAGAUCCGCAUAAAGCGCUGCCAGCAGGGUGGCAUCGACACCCGGGUUCGGGGUGUGGAGGUCCUGGGCCCCAAGCCCACUUUCUGGCCACUGUUUCGGGAGCAGCUGUGUCGCCGUACUUGUCUCUUCUACACAAUUCAGGCCCAAGCCUGGAGCCAGGACAUAGCAGAGGACCGCAAGCGUCUCCUCCAGCUCUGUCCCAGACUGAACAGAGUUUUGCGACAUGAGCAGAAUUUUGCUGAUCGCUUCCUCCCUGACGAGGAGGCUGCCCAAGCACUGGGCAAGACAUGCUGGGAGGCCCUGGUCAGCCCCCUGGUGCAGAACAUCACCUCCCCCGAUGCAGAAGGUGUGAGCUCCCUGGGAUGGUUGCUGGAUCAGUACCUAGAACAGAGGGAAAGCUCUCAGAAUCCCCUGAGCCGAGCAGCAUCCUUUGCCUCUCGAGUUCGUCGCCUGUGCCACUUGCUGGUGCACGUGGAGCCGCCUCCGGGGCCUUCUCCUGAGCCAUCUCCUCAGCCCUUCAGCAAGAACAGUAAGGGUAGGGACCGGAGCCCUGGGCCUUCACCCAUCCUUCCAAGCAGCAGCCUGCGGAACAUAACCCAGUGCUGGCUGAGUGUGGUGCAGGAACAGGUCAGCAGGUUCCUGGCUGCAGCCUGGAGGGCCCCAGACUUUGUGCCACGUUACUGUAAACUCUAUGAGCGCUUGCAGAGAGCGGGCUCAGAGCUCUUUGGGCCUCGGGCAGCCUUUACCCUGGCUCUACGCAGCGGCUUUUCGGGUGCCUUGCUGCAGCAGUCCUUCCUCACUGCUGCUCAUAUGAGCGAGCAGUUUGCCAGGCACAUCGACCAGCAGAUCCAGGGUGGCCUGAUCGGUGGGGCCCACGGAGUGGACAUGCUAGGGCAGCUUCAGCGACACCUGGAGCCCAUCAUGGUCCUUUCUGGCCUCGAACUGGCUACUACUUUUGAGCACUUCUACCAACACUACAUGGCAGACCGUCUCUUGAGCUUAGGCUCCAACUGGCUGGAGGGAGCCGUGCUGGAGCAGAUUGGCUUCUGUUUCCCCAACCGCCUCCCCCAGCAGAUGUUGCAGAGCCUGAGCACCUCCGAGGAGCUGCAGCGCCAGUUCCAUGUCUACCAGCUCCAGCAGUUUGACAAACUUCUCUUGGAGCAGGGUAAUAAGGAGGAACAGGGCUUGGAAGAAGAGGAGGAGGAAGAGGAAGAAGAGACUGAGAAAAAACUAUUUAUCGAAGAGCCAAGUCCAACAGCUUCUAUACUGGUCCUGUCACCACGCUGCUGGCCUGUCUCCCCUCUCUGCUACCUAUACCACCCCAGGAAGUGCCUUCCUAUCGAAUUCUGUGAUGCCCUUGACCGCUUCUCCAAUUUCUACAUCCAGAGUCAGAACCAUCCAGUGCUGGACGUGGGACCUCAUCGGCGCCUGCAGUGGACGUGGCUAGGCCGGGCUGAGCUACAGUUUGGGAACCAGACCCUGCACGUGUCCACUGUGCAGAUGUGGCUGCUGCUGCAUUUCAACCACACAGAGGAGGUGUCAAUAGAAACUUUGCUGAAGAAAUCUGACCUCACCGGAGAGCUGCUGCUCCAGGCGCUUCUGCCCCUCACCUCUGAAACUGGCCCUUUAACCCUGCAUGAGGGUCAGGACUUCCCCCCUGGGGGUAUACUUCGGCUUCGUGAACCGGAGCCCCAAGCCUGCAAUGAGGCUCUGUGGCUGAUCCCUCCUCAGAUGUACCUGAAUGUAGAGGAGGAUGAGGGCCGGAUCCUGGAACAGAAGAGGAACCUCUUAAGCUGUCUUCUUGUCCGUAUUCUCAAAGCCCAAGGGGAAAGAGGCCUCCACAUUGAUCAGCUAGUUUUCCUGGUGCUGGAGGCCUGGAAGAAGGGUCCAAAUCCCCCUGGAAGCCUGGGCCACACUGUUGCUGGGGGCGUGGCCUGCUCCAGUACAGAUGUCCUCUCUUGCAUCCUGCACCUCCUGGGUCAGGGCUAUGUGCAGCGGCGUGAUGACCGGCCCCAGAUCCUGAUAUAUGGCAUCCCAGAGCCCACGGGACCCUGCCGGGGACAGGCAGACAUCCCCUUCUGUGGCAGUCAGGCCUCCAAGACUUCCAAGCCUAGCCCCAAAGCGGUGGCCACCCUAGCAUCGCUACAGCUGCCUGCAGGUCGCACCAUGAGCCCCCAAGAAGUAGAAGGGCUGAUGGAGCAGACAGUGCGGCAGGUGCAGGAGACUCUGAACCUACAGCCAGAUGUGGCUCAGCACCUUUUGGCUCACUCCCACUGGGGUGCUGAACAGCUGCUGCAGAGCUACAGUGAAAACCCUGAACCUCUGCUGCUGGCAGCUGGGCUGUGUGUGCCCCAGGCCCAGGAUGCUCCCACGCGCCCAGACCACUGCCCCGUCUGUGUCAGCCCUCUGGAGCCAGAUAGCAGCUUGCCCUCUCUCUGCUGCAGGCACUACUGCUGUAAGUCUUGCUGGAAUGAGUACCUGACAACUCGGAUUGAGCAGAACCUCGUGCUCAACUGCACUUGCCCCAUUGCUGACUGUUCUGCCCAGCCCACUGGAGCCUUCAUCCGUGCCAUCGUCUCCUCGCCAGAAGUCAUCUCCAAGUACGAGAAGGCACUCUUGCGCGGCUACGUGGAGAGCUGCUCCAACCUGACGUGGUGCACCAACCCCCAGGGCUGUGACCGAAUCUUGUGCCGCCAGGGCCUGGGCUGUGGGACCACCUGCUCCAAGUGUGGCUGGGCCUCUUGCUUCACCUGUAGCUUCCCAGAGGUCGGUAGAGAACUACACUCCUCCCUGCCACACACAGAUUCCACCCCAGCCUCUGUCACUUCUUUGAGCUCUUCUCCCAUCCCUGUAUGCAAUAAAUAUGAACCCCUCGCAGGUCCUCCCCACCCAUGCACACGCCAGCAGGGCUACCCCAGUAAGGGCUUGGCUACGUCCUCACCGCUCUUCCUACUCCAGGCACACUACCCUGCCAGCUGUGGCCACAUGUCUCAGUGGGUCGAUGAUGGUGGCUAUUAUGACGGCAUGAGUGUGGAGGCCCAGAGCAAGCACCUGGCCAAGCUCAUCUCCAAACGCUGUCCCAGCUGUCAGGCACCCAUUGAGAAGAAUGAAGGAUGUCUGCACAUGACCUGUGCCAAAUGUAAGCAUGGAUUCUGCUGGCGCUGCCUCAAGUCCUGGAAGCCAAAUCACAAAGACUAUUACAACUGCUCUGCCAUGGUAAGCAAAGCAGCCCGCCAGGAGAAGCGCUUCCAGGACUACAACGAGAGAUGCACUUUCCAUCACCAGGCCCGGGACUUCGCUGUGAACCUGCGGCACCAAGUGUCUGCUAUCCACGAAGUGCCUCCACCCCGAUCCUUCACCUUCCUCAGUGACGCCUGCCGGGGACUGGAGCAGGCUCGCAAGGUGCUGGCCUACGCCUGCGUAUACAGCUUCUACAACCAGGACACAGAGCACAUGGACGUGGUGGAGCAGCAGACAGAGAGCCUGGAGCUGCACACCAACGCUCUGCAGAUUCUCCUGGAGGAGAACCUGCUGCGGUGUAGAGACCUGGCUUCAUCCCUGCGCCUCCUGCGGGCAGACUGCCUCAACACGGGCCUGGAGCUGCUCCGGCGCAUCCAGGAGAGGCUGCUGGCUAUCCUGCAGCACUCCACCCAGGAUUUCCGAGUUGGUCUCCAGAGUCCAUCAUUGGAGGUCCGAGAGGUGAAAGGAUCAAACAUGCCGGCCAUGCCGCCCCAGGGCUCCUCAGGGGUAGAGGUGGAGGAGGAGGAGGAGGAAGAGGAGGAUGACGUGCCAGAGUGGCAGCAAGAUGAGUUUGACGACAGCUUUUCGGAUGAUGAGGAGUCUGAGAAUCUGGACCGAGACACUUUCUUCUUUGGGGACGAGGAGGAAGAGGAUGAUGAAGCCUAUGACUGAGAGGCAGGGAACAGGGAUACCCGGAACAGCCCUAGAGUCAUGAGGCUAAAGGGGUGGGAUGACCCCUGCCCACCUUCUGGGGAUGGGCAGUUCCCUCCAUCAGCAGAACUGUCUUCUGUUUACUAAAUAAACUUUUUUUCCUUUUUUUUUCACAUA